Messenger RNA from Oncorhynchus mykiss (rainbow trout), 576 nucleotides. RefSeq names its product carnitine O-acetyltransferase-like. The record is from RefSeq and is a predicted model, not a curated record. NCBI's taxonomy places the organism in Eukaryota, Metazoa, Chordata, Actinopteri, Salmoniformes, Salmonidae. Gene Ontology annotation, biological process: carnitine metabolic process, CoA-linked. Gene Ontology annotation, molecular function: carnitine O-acetyltransferase activity. Gene Ontology annotation, cellular component: peroxisome.
GCACUCCAGUCACAUGGCAGCUCAAAUCCUGCAUGGGGGCGGGACACACUUGAACAGCGGCAAUCAUUGGUUUGACAAAACACUGCAGAUGCCCAAGAAGCUUUACUUCAACAUUGGCUGUGAGAUUAAGAGAGAUAUCGAGCAUGCCAAGCAAAACCUUGAUAUACUGAUCAACGACCUGGAUAUCCACUGCUUCAACUUCCAGAGGUUUGGGAAGGAAUUGCCCAAACGGCACAACCUGAGUCCCAACUCCUUCAUCCAGGUGGCACUGCAGCUGGGCUACUACAAAGUUCACAAUGAGGUCUGUGCCUCCUGUGACAUCGCCUCCCAAAGGAUGUUUCGAGGGGGCCGCACAGACGACAUCCGCUCUCCCACCAAUCAAAUGCUCAAGUUUGUGCUUGCCUUUGACGACCCCACUAUCUCGGUGAGAAUCAUACUCAGGGCUUGACAUGUCCUUUGGACAAGUGGGAGUGAAAGCUCCGGUCAGUUAAAAAGUGGUCUAUAACACUAUUUUUACAUCAUUGUAUGAUGCAAGGAAUCACUUUACAAAAUAAAAUGCAUUAUUAUUACCAUAGA